Solanum pennellii is the source of this 1165-nucleotide messenger RNA. RefSeq lists its product as uncharacterized. The transcript has a single exon. The record is from RefSeq and is a predicted model, not a curated record. Lineage: Eukaryota; Viridiplantae; Streptophyta; Magnoliopsida; Solanales; Solanaceae. The coding region runs from base 177 to 869 and encodes 230 amino acids.
GAUUCUCCCCUCACUCUUUUUAUUUUCUUUACAAAUACUAUUUUUAUAUGCAUAUAUAUAAAAAAUAUAUGUGUAUAUAUUAUAUCUACAUUUUUACAAAACUUUUAUGUAUCUAUACUUUAUAAUUAUUUUUUUAAAGUAACUGUUAAUCAUCAUUUGAUAUUUUUGUAAUUUUCAUGAAAGAAAUUAAAAGAAAUAUGGAAGAUAUUUACCCUGCAUCUCCGGUAGCAGUUGCACGUAACAAGAGUACUGGAAACGUGAUGAGUAGUACCAGUACUCCUUCAAGAAACUGCUCAAUAACCGCCGCGAAAAACCACCGCCACAUGACUACCGUCGUCGACGACGGCGACGGCGACCCGAUUGAAUGUACAGGGAAAUCGUGCAAGUCGUGUACAGCUGGAGUUGUAGCCGAUUGCGUUGCAUUAUGUUGCUGCCCCUGCGCCGUGAUUGAUAUUUUAACACUGGCGUUUUUCAGGAUCCCGUGGACGAUGGGGAGAAAAUAUUUGGGGAAAAGUAAAAAAUCGGAAAAAAAGAAGAAAAAGAAUAAUAAUAAGAAGAAGAAGAAGAUGAUUCAGAAUAAGAAGAAGGAGGAGGAAAUGGAGAAGAGUUACAGUUAUCGUGACUGCGUUACGUAUGAAUUGGACAGUAUAGAUGGAAGAGUUUCAACAAGAUCAGUUAGAGAUGAAGAAAUCGUUACAGGAAAUUUGAAGAAAUCAUUGGGAAUUGUAAUUGGGGAAGAAGACAAAAACAAUACUAGUGCUAAGUUUGAUGUAGAACAAUUUUGGUUAGAUUUGUAUGAACAAGUUGGUCAUUUGGGAUUUGGCAGAGUUUCUUACACUGGAAUCCCUUCUCAAGGUAAUACUGGGUAACCUUUUUUUUAAUCUUCUUCAAACAUCCUGUGUUUGAAAUUUGUUCAUCUGAAAACAGCUCAGUACAUCUUUAUUUUCAAAGCUCGAAUCUGUGACUCCGUCGUAUCUCCGAUGUCUACAGCAUUGUUCAUAAAUGGAAGAAUCAUGAACAGUGAAAGGGAAAAAGAGCAAUAUAGCAGGAUCAGUAUUAUUAGAAAUAGAAUAUUUUGGGGGGUUUUGAACUUUAAAAAACCACCAAUUUGUAUCUUGUAUUUCUGAAUUGUACAGUUUAUUGUAUGUUAUUUUUCUUUACCACA